AUGCAAGUUGGAGAGGCCUCAUGGAGAAUGUUGAGAUUAUAUAAUUGGCAGAAGCAAAUGAACAAACAGGACCUGAGCGUCAUGGGGUGCAGAAGGCAACCAAGUGACCUCUCAUAUCACUCUAUAUUGGUCGAAGCCAUGAAGAGAGUAUUAGAAAGUCUUAACCUCAAUAUGGUAGAGAUGGUAGAUGAAAAUGCGACUUUGGAUGGUGGAGACGUCUUAUUUACAGGCAGAGAAUUUUUUGUGGGUCUGUCUAAGCGGACAAAUCAACGUGGAGCAGAAAUUCUGGCUGACACGUUUAAGGAUUAUGCUGUCUCCACAGUCCCUGUUCACGAUUCUUUGCAUCUGAAGAGUUUUUGCAGCAUGGCUGGACCAAACCUGAUUGCUAUCGGAUCAAGUGAAGCUGCACAGAAAGCUCUCAAGACCAUGCAACAGAUGAGCGACCACCGCUACGACAAGCUGACAGUGCCUGAUGACGCCGCAGCAAACUGCAUCUACUUAAACAUACCAAGCAAAGGGCACGUCCUGCUGCACCGAGCCCCCGAGGAGUAUCCCGAAAGUGCAAAGGUUUUUGAAAAACUGAAGGACCACAUGCUGAUCCCAAUAGCCAACACAGAACUGGAGAAAGUAGACGGGGCACUCACCUGUUGCUCUGUGCUUAUUAACAAAUCUUCAGAAUUAUGAGUUUACAGAGUCCCUCCCUUGUAACUGGCAAUAAUGUUACAUACAAGGUAGACGAAUCUGUAUCCACACUUUUAUUGUUUUUAUUGACAAUCUACUGUACCACUGUGCUACUAACCCUUGUUUACAAAUUUUUUUGUUUUGUGUGUUUUUAUGAUGUCCUUGCAGAUGGUAUUUAAGGUGGGUGUACGCUUUUGCUGGGGGCACAUUCACUCUGAAGUAUGUUAGUCCCAUGGGCUAGCAGAAGACAGUUACAGUGGCUAACCCCUAGCUUUAGUGAUUUAACAUAUUCUGUGUGAAAAUUGUAUGAAAACCAACUAAUGCAAAGAAGUUCAAGCAGCUCUGUUGUCUUUACACUGUUUUUUCUUCUCCUUCUGUCUUUUCUCUCUUGCUUCUUUCUCUGCAUCUUUUUUCCAUUCCUCAGUCUUUCUUCUCUGUUUCUCUCUUUCAGUGAUGCAAGGUAUCAGUAGGGACUGAAGAAAAUUCAGUGAGAUUGUGAACUUGGUAUCUCAUGUGGCAGGGAAGCUUUCCUUACGCUGGCUGGAGCAGUGCGUGGCAGGCUGUGCUCAGCAUCUUGGCCAUAUCACAUUGCCACUGCUGGGCAGAUUGUGGCUCGGAUCGGGUUCAGACAUGAGACAGCAACUUAGGAGAAAGCUUUCUCCUUCAGGCACGUUCAAGGGCAAUAUUUGCCUGGGAAACCUGAAUGACAGGAAAAGAGGUAGUAGGGCAGCCACACCAGAUAAGUCCUACAAGUUCAGGGCCCUGUUUGCUGCUGAUGCUGUGUCUUGCAAUUGAGUGAGAACAGAAGAGGAGCGUUUUAAAAGGCCAGAUCGUAGGGAGCAUGUAGACCACCAAAAUGAAAGACCAAAGUGCUUUUGGAAAAGUUAAAGUCCACAAGUUAUCUAAGAAUGUGCGUUUUUUUUAAUCUCUCUGUGUGAACUUUCAUUUCAGUCUCUCUGUUGUUGUUUUCUCCUCUUUUGGGGGCCACGUACUAGCAAAAUUCAAAGGAAAAGGGUGAUAGAACCAGUUGAAGGACAGUUAUUCCUGGAUUAUGCUCAUGAAUGAGGGAAGCCAUUGUUGUCUGAAAGAUUGGCGUGUGUAUUUUAUCUGCCCUUGGGCCAGUUUUCCUUGGAACAAUGACCAUCUUAUUUUUUUUGAUUGCAUGAAUAUUUACUGUGGUAUUCAGUUAAAACAAAUAUAUUUGUUUUGUAGCAAAUUCCACAACAUCCUUAUCCACUGACUCACACAUUUUUUUUCACCGCAGUAACAUGAAGUAUACCCCAUUGUAUUCAUAUGAUUCUUGUUAAAUCAUUUGUAAACUAAGGAUGGAGAAAUUCCCAAACAGAAGCAGUAGUGGGAACUCUCCAGAGGCUGACGAAUAGUCUGAACAUUUUAUCAACUUCCUAGGCAUCUCCCCCACCUUUCCUGAACCACUUUUGGCGUGCUGCUAAGGUACAGUAGGAAGUGAGCAGGGGAGCUCUGUCAAUAUGGCCUGUAGGAGAGCAAGCAGCGUGAACUGAGGGCACGCUACAACAUCCUUUGGAAAUCUGCAUGCUUUUUUACGCAGUCAUAGGGGAGGAAACGCAAGCACUUAUAUUCACAAACUUCCUCUGCACUCUCGGUGUAGCAGCGUAAACACAUCUCACCUCAGCAGCUAAUGUGGAGCAAAGGAAGUUCAUACGUCCUGGCAGCUACCGGGAUACAUCAAAUGCCCUCUGAAUGCAUUGUGUCCUGUGACGACAGGAGGUAUCAAUGACGAGAAUAAAAAGUAUGUGAAAAGAGAGCAUGUCCCAAAGGAAGUCUCUAGCCAGCCAGACAGCAAGGUGCUGGUUUUAGGGCUGCGUGCCAUUCCCAAGGAUUCGCCUCACGUUUCCCUUUGGCUCCUCCGUUGCCACGUGCCAUCGUUUCAGCAUGAUUUGCAUGGUCAAGCUCUAAGGUUGGAAACGUUGUAGUGGGGAAUCUCCUUUCCCUCCUUCCCUUGGCUUUUUUUAAACAUCUGAUAAAGCUUCUUGCAUUUUAGAAUCCCUUGAUAUUAAACAAAGAAGAUUCUGUGCCAAAAAGUAACCCUGUAGUAUUUAACCAUGACCAUCUAGAGGCAAGCUACAUCCUUUUAAAAACAUAUGUAGCUGUGGGAGCUGUUGUGUAAAGCGGAGCAGAAUCUGUUGUCGCCUGUCUGUGGGCCUGGCCACGCCUCGCCCUGUCCGCGGGCUGCAGUCCCUCUCCCUCGUCUCGCCAGGAGCCAGAGCAUCCCACUGUAGCACUGUGCCAUCGUUAGGCUCUAGGAUUUCUGUUCGGUUUGUCUCCAACUUUCUGUUGUGGGUUUUUUUUUUUUAUCUGCUCUCACCUUUCACUGUUUCUCUCUUCCUCAGGCUGUGGUUUCUAGUUCAUUGCAUGAUAAGCACUUCCCUCUUUUAAAAAAUCCCCCAAAUUUUCCUUCCGUUGUCUCAGUUCUUCUGUUCCUUCAGUUUCCUUUUUCUGCACUCCUGUCUCUUCCCCUCACAGCUCACUCCAAAGUAUCCCAACCCUUAACAGGCUGUCCUACAUUUCCUCCCUCCUUGAGCAGAUGCCAGGAGGGAGGAGAAACCGCGGGGACCACUUUUACUCUGAGAAACUUUUUGAGCAAGAGGAAUAACUAUCAACAGGAACUGUGUACCUAGAGGGUGACUCCUCUUUGUUAGGCUUGCACCAUUCAUUCGUGGUGGACACUGUUGUUAUCUUGUGUCCCUGAAAGAAUGGGUGAUGAGGGAUUCCCCCCAGGUCCCUCAAGGGAGGGAGAGUUAGUGCAAGAGGAUGUCCUCGCUGAGGAGGGGAAGAUUGGAUCUCAGAGCUGCAAAGCAUCUCACUUUCCAGAGAGGUUGCUCUUUCACCAAUUGCCGUUUAGAUUUCCUUGCUUUCAAGGCUGCAUUUUAGUCUACAGAAAGAGCAGGAGAGUGGCUGAGGCACCUGAAUUCCUUCAAGUAAUGAUUUUAAGACGUAUUCAAACUGUCUAACUUCAGGCAUAUAAUCAUGCUUGCUUUGUCUCCAUUGGUUUGAUAGGUGUCAUAGGCUCCUGACAGAGAUGCUCUGAAUUACAUCUUAGUCCAAGGCCAAAAGUCAUCUAAGCUGUUUAGUGGGAUUGCUUUCCUCUCUCUGCUUUUCACUUUAUUAUGGCAUUAUAAAGCAACAAAAUUAAGAGCACUUCAGUUUGUGCAUUUGCAGUAUGGUACUAAGAACCAAAAUCAUGCCAAAUGCUUGCUGUUCUUGCUACUUGGUCGUUUUUCUGUUGCCCGUCUGAAGAAUUCAAUUGUGAGAACGUUUCUGCUGUAACACAGAAUGCAUUUAAUGGGCAUCCUGUACAUCUUGUCACUAGAACAUUUUUCAGAUGCCUAGUGUAAAUCAUCAUCCUUGACUAAUAUGGUAAAAUCCCAAACCAAAAAAGGAGAUGAGACACUGCACACUAAUAGGCAGCCCACAUGAAAUAUUUGAUAACAACUGUCAGACUGUAUGACAUAGCAGGGCACUAUACAAGAUCUUGUGGUUAAUAGCUCAGCAAUGGGAUUCGAAUUACUCGUCACUGGUUUGUUUGGUCUAGUUUUUUUUUCAAGCAAGCAGUUUAACUCAGAUCAAAUGAAAGAGCUACUAUGCUUAUUAUAGAUCUUUCACGGAUGUUGUUAUCUGUUACUAUGAGUCCAGGAAAAGGUUGUGAUAUGUGGGUUUCCCUCUUCAACAGAAUGUGAAUACAGUGUGUGUGUGUCUCUCUCUCUCUGCAAUGAAAAUGUGAAUGCAUAGUUGUACCUUACAGAUAAACUUGAAUUCUUCCAUUUCUGCAUUAUUGUCUUUCCUUGCAAAUAUACUUUUUUCCAGUCUUAAAUAGAUGCCACUGUAUGGAGCUAUUCUCUGAAUUUUUGAGUGAUUUCCAUGAGAUAGGUACAGAGCUCCUAUGCACACCGUGUCCAAUUUUAAAAAUAAAAAUUCAGUGAAAUGCAGAACAAUGAAUCUGCUUUUUCUGUUUGUUCACAGCAAGUUGGGAAUGAAAUAUGAAAAAAAUGGCUUUUGAUUUCAUUCAGCUUAUUAAACACUAGAUCAAUGAAGUCAGAGCUAAAUUACUUUGAUAGAAAAACUCAAAAUUCAAUUUGUUUGGGGAAAAUAAUUUGCUAUUUAAGAUUCUCUGUUUUUAUUAAUAAGGAAGCUGAAAAGAUAAGACUUAGAAGGGUAGUGUUUAUUAAGUGAUUGUGAACGCAGUAUCGUUGGAUCUCACUUGCAUUUUCAGAAAAGUUUUAACUGGACGUAUGAUGUAACUUGUAUAGAGUUGCAUGUGAAUUGUGUUAGUCACUGUUUUACGUUGUAUUGUUCUGCAGUGCACAAAUAUGACUACUGAAAACAAAAGUGUUAGAUUUCAUUAAACUUAAAAUCUUGUUACAGUAUAUAGUUGCCCACUUUUUGUGCCAAAAACAUCAAUACAUUCCAUAAUCUAUUCUAAUAGAGGUUUGCACUUUGAUUUUUUGUGACUCUUGCAGUUUCAAUACUAUAUAUCCCCAUCACAAAGGAAUAAAGUGUCAGUUGUACUGUG
Molecule: messenger RNA, 5230 nt
Organism: Struthio camelus australis
Lineage: Eukaryota; Metazoa; Chordata; Aves; Struthioniformes; Struthionidae
Gene: DDAH1
Product: dimethylarginine dimethylaminohydrolase 1
Biological process (GO): positive regulation of nitric oxide biosynthetic process; arginine metabolic process
Molecular function (GO): amino acid binding; dimethylargininase activity
Source: RefSeq, a predicted model, not a curated record